AUGCGCAAAGCUAGUCGUAAUCUCAACCGUUCGAAUCGCAACCGUUCGACCAAACGUGACCCUCCCCUCGCCCUCGCUUUCCUUUCCCACGCUUCCGCUCUCUUUCGCCCGCGUCGUCGCCCUCGCUUCCGCAGCUCGUCGCGUGCCCGUCGCCUUCGCUCCGCCCGUCGCCUUCACUUCCCCCCCGUCGCCUUCAAAGCUCCCCCUCCCCCCCCCCGCUUCCGUUGCCUUCAUUUCCCCCUCCCGUCGCCUUCACUCCCCCUCUCGUCGCCUUCACUUCCCCUCCCGUCGCCCUCACUUCCCUCCCGUCGCCUUCAUUUCCCCUCCCGUCGCCCUCACUUCCCCCCCGUCGCCUUCACUUCCCCUCCCGUCGCCUUCAUUUCCCCUCCCGUCACCUUCAUUUCCCCCUCCCGUCGCCUUCACUUCCCCUCCCGUCGCCUUCACUUCCCCUCCCGUCGCCUUCACUUCCCCCUCCCGUCGCCUUCACUUCCCCCUCCCGUCGCCUUCACUUCCCCCUCCCGUCGUCUUCACUUCUCCCCCGAUGCCUUCGAUUCCCCCUCCCGUCGCCUUCCACGCCUGCCGCACUCGCUUUCCCGCCCGUCACAUUCGCUUCCCCACCCGUCACCUUCACUUCCCCUCCCAUUGCCUUUCACUCUCUCCUGCUCCCUCUCUUUCCCCCUCUGCUCACUCGCUUUCCCCCUGCUCACUGCUCACUCGCUUUCCCACUGCUCACUCGCUUUCCCCCUGCUCACUCGCUUUCCCCCUGCUCACUCGCUUCCCCCUGCUCACUCGCUUUCCCCCUGCUCUCUCGCUUUCCCCCUGCUCACUCGCUUUCCCCCUGCUCACUCGCUUUCCCCCUGCUCAAUCUCUUUCCCCUGCUCAUUCUCUUUCCCUCUGCUCACUCCCCUUGUUCUAACCCCACUCUCCCCAUUUCUCACCCAUUUUCCCCCUUCACGCUCGCUCUUACCCCCUCUGCUCGCCCCUGUUUUCCCGGCUCACUCCUACACUCACUCUCUCCUCCCCCCCUGCUCACUCUCUUUCCCCCUUCUCACUCUCUUUCCCCCUUCACGCUCUCUUUCCCUCCCUUCCGCCCGUUGCCCCCCUUCGUCUCAUCGCCCUCCCUGCUGCUGCUCGUCCCCUCGCAAUCCCCGUCUCUCUCUCCCCCCGUCGCCCUCCCUUCCACUCGUCGUUGCCCGCGCCAUCCCGCCCUGCGCCCUUCCCAUCGCGAACACUUGUCACGCCCCCUUCCAACCCGCACAUACACCCUUCCCUUCUUCCCUGUUUCCCCGUAUCCCCUGCGCUGCUUUCCCCCCCAGCCUCCGACUUGCUCCCCCACCCCUUCCCCCCCCCUCCCCUCCCCUCCCCUUCCCUGCUCCCCCUCAUCCCCUCCUGCUUCCCCCCAUCUCCUUCCCUGCUUCCCCCCCCAUCCCCUUCCCUCCUUCCGGCCGUGCCCUCCCCUGCCUCCCUCCCCCCCCAUCCCUUCCCUGCUUCCCCCCCUUCCCUUCCCUGCUUCCCCCCGUCCCCUUCCCUCCUUCCCCCCGUCCCGUCCCCCUACCUCCCCCCAUCCCUUCCUGCUUCCCCCCCCACCCCCUUCCCUGCUCCCCCCCCAUCCCCUUCCCUGCUUUCCCCCCCCUUCCCCUACCCUGCUUUCCCCCUCCCCUUCCCUCCUUCCCCCGUCCCCCUCCCCCCUCCCACCAUCCCCCACCCCUUCCUCCCCCCAUCCCCUUCCCUCCCCCCCCCCCAUCCCCUUCCGGCUUCCCCCCCCCCAUCCCCUUUCCUGCUUCCCCCCAUCCCCUUCCCUGCUUCCCCCCAUCCCCUUCCCUGCUUCCCCCCAUCCCCUUCCCUGCUUCCCCCCAUCCCCUUCCCUGCUUCCCCCCAUCCCCUUCCCUGCUUCCCCCCAUCCCCUUCCCUGCUUCCCCCCAUCCCCUUCCCUGCUUCCCCCCAUCCCCUUCCCUCUUCCCUGCUUCCCCCCAUCCCCUUCCCUGCUUCCCCCCAUCCCCUUCCCUGCUUCCCCCCAUCCCCUUCCCUGCUCACCCUUGCUCCCUCUGUUUCACCCUUGCUCCCUCCCCUUCUUCUCUUCUCACUCUCUUCCCCCUUGCUCACUCUCUAUACUUCUGCUCACUCUCUUCCCCCCUGCUUGCUCUCUUCCCCUCUGUUCAAUCUGUCCCCCGCUGCUUCUUCUCUUCCCCUCUGCUCAUUCCGUUUACUGUCUUCCCCCCUUCACUCACCCCCAUACCCCCCAAUGCAGUUACAGGUGCCCAGCACCAGAUGUGGCUUUACCACGGCCUGAUACUGUAA
Messenger RNA from Closterium sp. Yama58-4, 2298 nucleotides. The record is from the annotation of a GenBank genome assembly. NCBI's taxonomy places the organism in Eukaryota, Viridiplantae, Streptophyta, Zygnematophyceae, Desmidiales, Closteriaceae.